GAGCGACGCACAGCCAGUCCUCGCAGCAUCGCCACACUGAGUGCGUGUGUAGACAAGUGUCGCAGCGGUGCUCUGCGUGCGAGCGCUGCUUCCGCGCCGAUUCUUCACGCGCCGGCCAUUCCACUGGGCAAGGACCCCGGACAAACCGCGAAUUCGUCUCAGCACACCGUGACGAAGAGGUCUGCCGCCUCCACCGUUCCGAGUCGGCGUCGCGCGAGCUGGCAGGCCCUUCGCAAAGACUUCAGUUCCAUAGCCUGAGAGACGUGUGCGUCGCACAGCUGCUGCGUGCGUGGCGGCUCUGCGAACCCGUGCUGCCAUGAAGAAGAGGAACAGUCCGUCUGUUCGUGCCAGCAGGAUGUCACCGCGCGUGCCGCUGGCUGCAUUGAUGGCAUUACUGGUGCUGCCAUCUACGGAGGGACAGCUGAACCGCGCCCCGCAGUUCGUGCCAGGGGGCGACAUGGCGCGCUUCGCGCUACGUGAAGACACGUUGGUCGACGCGCCGGUGUACCAGCUGCGGGGAAGCGACCCAGAGGGCACCGCCGUCCACUACAGCAUCAGCGGCACGCACUUCACCGUAGACCGCGAGAGCGGCGUCGUCACACUCGCCAAACCGCUGGACCGCGAGAAGCAGGACCUCAUUGAAGUCAUCAUCAGUAUUACAGACGAGAGCGUGGGCGGCCUGGAGCCGAACACGGUGUCGCUGCGGCGCGAGGUGGCGGUGCUGGACGUGAACGACAACGCGCCCGCCUUCCACGGCCGGCCGUACGCGCUCAGCCUGCCCGAGACGACUCGCGUCGGCACCGUCGUCUUCGCCAACAUCAGCCUCACCGACGCAGACCUCGGCCGCAACGCCGACAUCGAGCUGGAGUGCCUCCGCGAGGCGGGCGACACCGACGACGCAGACGCCUGCGACACCUUCCACGUGUCCGCCGACAAGGUUGGCGAAGGCCACUUCGAGGGCCAGCUGCGGCUGGCGCGGCCGCUGGACUUCGAGCGGCGCUCCGCCUACAGCGUGCGCAUGCGCGCAACGGACCGCGCAGACGACCCCGCCAAGAGGAUGAGCGCCACCGCCAGAGUGGCCGUCGCAGUGAUCGACGUGCAGGAUCAGCCGCCCGCCUUCCUGGGCGCGCCCUACUCCGCCGCCGUACCCGAGAACUCGCCCCCGGGUACAACAGUACUUCGCAUUCGAGCCCGAGAUGGAGACAUUGGUGCACCAAGGCCUAUACUGUUGGAGCUACAAGGUGACCAACUCAAACAUUUCCGUCUGGAGCCAGUGGGUGGGCUACAGUCUGGAGAAGCUGAUCUUGUUACUUCUGACAUUCCCCUUGACAGAGAACAUCCAGAUAUGUUGCAGAGUGGAGGCAUAUAUACUUUCCUUGUCAAGGCAACUGAACUUAUAAAUGGUGAACUGCCAGGUGAUACGGCUACAUCCCAGAUCACAGUAAUAGUUACUGAUGUUGAUGAUCAGUUGCCUAAAUUUAAUGAGCCAUCAUUUAGGCUCAUGGUCUCAGAAGAUGUUGGUGCUGAUACACCUUUGCCAGGACUUGCAAUGGUGGUAGUUGAUUCUGACACUGGGGAAAAUGCACGCUACACAUUGAGCUUAAGGGGAAUACAGAAUGCACCUCCUGGUGUGUUUACUGUCCAUCCAGUAUCCGCACAGGGCAGGACUCCUGUAGUUGUGAGGGUUGCAGACCCAAAAGAGCUUGACUAUGAUGUGGAUGAUGAGAGCAAGAGAACACUUGUGUUUGACGUUGUGGCCUCUGUCAACAGAAAUGGAAGUGAAGAAGAGGUAGCAAGUUCUCAAGUAACAGUGAAUCUAGUGGAUGCCAAUGACAAUGCUCCAGUCUUUCCACAAUCAUCUUACAGAUUAAGAGUUCCAGAAGAUGUUUUGCCUGGAAUGAAAAUAGCUAAUAUAACAGCAGUGGACAAGGACAGUGGAGAGUUUGGAAAAAUAAUGUAUGCCAUUCGUGGCUUUGGAUCAGAGGCAUUUACCACAGAUCCAGUUGGAGGAGGUGUAUUUCUUUCCAACACUUCUCAAGGUUUAGAUUUUGAAAAACAAAAAUCAUACUCACUGACAUUGGAAGCAGUUGAUGGGGGAGGCCGUGUGUCUGCUGUGAACUUGUUUGUAGAUGUAGAAGAUGUAAAUGACAAUGCUCCAGUUUUUGAACAGCAGGAAUAUAGCCGAACUGUAAGGGAAGGAGCAACCAGUUUUGAGCCUCAGUUUUUCAUUCACGCAACUGAUGUGGAUGGUCCUACUCAAGGCGGAGGAAAAAUUUUUUAUAGUUUGGUAUCACCAAAUGCAGAAGGUGUUCUUUUUGUAGAACCAGUGAGUGGAGAAGUGAAACUAAACACUCCAGCUAGGGCUGCAGACACUCAGCUUGGUCAAUAUGAAUUCACUGUACGAGCUACAGAUGCUGGAGAUCCCCCAAAGCAUAGUGAUGUUCACGUAGCAGUGAGAGUGGGAGUGCCUGGGAAUCAGCGACCAGUUUUCAUUGGCCACCACAAUAUUGGUGAAAAUGCACCCGCCAGCUAUGCAGCAGUUGUUAAGGAAAAUGCUACGCCAGGCACUCUGGUUUCUAAAGUAACUGCAACUGAUCCUGAUGGGCAGGACAGCUUAUUGAGAUAUUUUAUUGCUGCUGGUGCUAGAGACAACUUUGUUAUUGAUAACAAAACUGGAGAGAUUACCGUAUCCCCAGAAGCUCAUCUAGAUCUGGAUUCAGGAAUAGACCAUUUUGAUGUGGUUGUUCAUGCUGUGGACUCUGGAAGUCCAGUGCGUGAGACGGCUACAGCUACUGUUGCCAUUAAUGUAACCGAUGUUAACAAUAAGCCUCCUGCAUUUCUGGAUUCUGAUUCAUCUUACAUCCAGUAUAUUUCAGAAAGGGCACCAGUUGGUUCAACAGUGACACGCAUCUCUGCCCAUGAUCCAGAUUCUAAUGCUGUGCUUCAGUAUUCUAUUCUUAAGCCAGUCCGCGCUAUUGACCACACUGGAGUUUCACUUCAGCCUGGACAGACUGCAGAUUUUGACUUCCAGUCUGCCUUUGCUAUCAAUUCAACAACCGGAGAAAUCACAGUGGCACGGCCAUUGGACCACCAGGCAGCUGCUAUCAUAAUCCUGACAGUGCAAGCUCAAGACAAGAAUGCUGAAGAGAUGAUUGAGCAGCAAGUUGCCACAGCAGAAGUAACUAUCUACGUUCAGGCUCAUUCUGAUUCCAACCCUGUCUUCACCAUGUCUGGAUGGUCACAUAUAAAUCCAGUUAUAAGGAUCAGAGUCCCAGAGGAGCAGCCUAUUGGAACAACUCUUCUUAUGCUGUCAGCAGUGGACCCAACUUCUGGUCGACCUGUUACACGUUUUGAAGAAAUAAAACAAGAUGUUGCACAACAAACUUUCAGUAUUGGUCUGCAGUCUGGAAAUGUUGUUCUUAACAAAAGAUUGGAUUAUGAAACACUUGACAAUAAGAAUUUAACUUUUAAAGUUCGAGCAGUUGCUGAUGUGGGAAGAUUCAGUGAUGCUACUGUGGUUGUGGAAGUGCUGGACAUUAAUGAUCACACUCCAAAAUUUAGUCAGCAGGAAUACUCUGCAAAGGUACUAGAGUCAGCCAGACAUCCAGAACAAGUUUUAGUGAUUAAAGCAACGGAUGAUGACAGCAUAAAUGGCACAGAAGGAUUUGGUGUGGUGUCAUAUUCUUUAUCUGGUGAGAGUGCCAGUCUUUUUACUGUUGAUCCCACUAUUGGCAUUGUGAGAAUAGCACAAGGGGCAGAGCUGGACCGCGAGUUCCAAGCUUCACUGCGGUUCACUGUAGUUGCUGCAGAUACACCUCAGGGUGGUUCUAAUCAAAGGAGAGCCAGUGCACCUGUUGUUAUUGAGGUCUUAGAUGUUAAUGAUAAUGCUCCAAAAUUUGGGAAGCGACUGUACUCAGCAGUGGUACCAGAAAAUGUUGGUCUGGGUGCUAAUGUCAUUACUGUCACUGCAACAGAUCCAGAUGAAGGGCCAGGUGGUGAAAUUGCAUAUGAAAUUCUGGAUGAAGGAGAAGCAGCUGGGCUAUUUGAAAUCAACCAAACAACAGGUGAAAUCAGGACAAAGAGACAGCUGACAGGCAAGGGUCGCACAGACCCAUAUCAGCUGAUAGUACGCGCACAAGAUGAAGGAAGUCCUGCUCUGAGUUCUGAUGUUCCAUUAAGCAUUUUCAUAGGCGAUGUAUUUACCAAUGAUGGUGUUCCCAUAUUUGUUCGACCAACUCUUGAUGAAGUUGCAUAUGUCUCAGAGAAUUCCACUAUAGGUUCUCCUGUGUUCCAUGUUCAAGCUACUGAUCCAGAUGAUCCCAACUCUCCCAAUGGAAUGAUAUUCUACAAAUUCCUUCAUAGUGGGGCUGAAUAUCAAGCUUUUAAAAUUGAUCGGCUGACAGGACUGAUCACAACACGCACUUUACUUGAUCGUGAAUCCCAAGAUAGUUAUGAACUACAAUUGGUAGUGCAAGACAAUGGAGAUCCACCACAGCAGGCCACAAGAUUACUGAGAGUGAAGGUUACUGACAUUGAUGACCAUCCACCACUGUUUCAGAGAAUGCUGGAUGAUGAACCACAAAUUUUUUAUGUUGAGGAAGAAGUGCCAAGUGGGACUGAAGUUGGCUAUGUGGAAGCAUUUGAUGGAGAUAUUAAUGAAAAUGCAGAAAUUGAUUAUCUUAUCACUUAUGGCAAUGAAGAUGGACUGUUCAAUAUUAGUAGAACUACUGAUAACAGAGGUUUGAUUACUGUUGCUAAAAGGCUUGACAGAGAAGAGUCAGCAGAACAUGUCCUUACUGUUAAAUGCUUCAAAAGAUCUCUGAGGCCUCAAAGCUUACGUAAACAGUACAACAGACAGGAUCCAUCUGAGAUGCAGGUGAAAGUGAAAGUGGAUGACAUAGACGACAACAAACCAGUAUUUUACCAAGACAAUAUUACUAUUGGUGUACGGCUGAAUGUGCCUAUUGAUACUUCCUUAUUGACACUAGAGGCAACAGAUGCUGAUGCAACAGCUGAUCCUUUCAGCUACAUGCUGGUUAACACAACAUUCUUCUCAUUUGCACCAUCUAGACUAGAUGUUGUCAGCACACAAACAGAUGGAAAUGCAACAUUUCGGUUAGAUGAGAAGACAGGAGAACUUCGAACAUUUGGAAGCAUGUUGGAUUUUGUGGAUGGCUAUUUUGAGCUUCAUGUUAUUGCCAAUAAUAGCCUUCGAGAGGACUGGUUGGCUGAAGCAAGGGUGAAGAUAUUUGUAGUUCGAGAUCGCGAUCUUCUGAGAUUUGUCUUCACUCGGCCACCUACAGUGAUACGUCGACUACUACCUGAGUUCCAGCGAGCUGUCGAAAAAGCUCUUUUGCUUCCAGUCAGUCUGAAUGUGUAUGAUACACAGUUCUACAGCAAGGAUGAUGGAAGCCUGGAUUUUGGCAGUACAAGUUCUUGCUUCCAAUUAGUGGGAAAAGAGAGUUAUGAUCUAAAAGAUAUGGAGUCAUUACUACGAGACUCUGGCAAUUCUGACCUUGAUAAAGUGUACAGUGACUUUGGAGUUCAGGCAGUACAGAGAUGUGCUCCACCUAUUGCAAAGGCUGAAGCAUCGUGGAUACAGCUGUGGGUGCUGGCAAUAGCUGGCUUUGUUGGUGCAGCAGCUCUAAUUGCUGUUAUUGUCACAUGCUGCCUUUAUAGUGGGUACAAGCAGAAACUGAGGCGCUGCUUGCCACCUCCACGCACACUGUCAGUACCUGCUGGCAGCUUUGUUACAUCGGGAGCAAGUGGCGGAGCUCCGACUGUUGUCCUGGGGCCACCUCCACCACAAGCAGAAUGGGGAGCUCAUGACAACCUCUCGUACCACAGCAUCCCAGCACGAUGAACUAUGAUCAUAUAUUUCACGUGUUUUAUGGCAUAUGAAAGAUACACUGCAAGAAAUACUACCUCAUGUCAGAUUUCUGAUAUGUGUAAAUAGCUUAUUAAUAUGGUAUUCAUUGCUAUGCAAUGACAAAUAUUAUAAGAAAUGUCUUCCUGAUGAUAUAUCCAACAGAUAUCUACUUACAAGCUGAAUCUUGUGCAUUCAGCAGAGAAAAAGUGAUAGCUGUUCUGAUGAUAUAGGGAUUCAGCAGUAUACUAAAGAGUGAAUAAUAUAAAGUUGUUUGAUACUUUUACAACAAUUAUAAAAAUAAAUUAAAUCAUGCUUCAACAUUUUAUUGCUCUGAAAUUAAUAUGUGAGAGCUUUCAGCAACUGCCGACUUUCUAUCUGUGAUAUACGUUACUUAAAUAUUGUGAUUCAGCAAGUUAAGGCUGUUGAAACUACUGUAUAUGUAUAAAUACAAAUAAGAAAUGAGUAUCUUACAUCAAGUGAAUGACAGAUGCAGUCAAAACAGUACUUGUUCGGUCUCAUAAAUAUCUUUCAGAACUAUUUAUGUUUCUUGCUGUGGUUUAUUUUGCUGCAGCUACUAGUCAUACUAUCAACCAAAGCUGCAGUGAAUUUUGCUAUUCUUAGCCGGAGCAUACAAUAUAGCUUUUCUGUGACAUUCAUUAAUCACUGUGUUUAGAAAGGCAGGGGAAAUAUGUGACCAUUGCAGCUGUCAGUAAGUUACCAAUCAGUUUAAAUUCUGUCACUGUUUAUUGCUUUUAGUAUGAGUUCACUGUCAGAGGUGUCCCUUAUGAAUACUUUCAAUCUUUGAAUCAUGAUCUAUUUUUGUUUCAUGAAUGUAAAACAGUUGUUGUAGUUCCAACUUUAAUUUUAGGUAAGUCCUUAUUAGUCUACCAUGGUACCCAUCACAAACGUAGACACAUCAAUGAAAUAAGCAGAAGCAAUAAAAUUUGUUCACAUUUUUGAAACAAGUCUCUCACAAACACUGGAAGAUCAUAUUUAUCCCACUUUACAGCACAUCCAGAUGUGAUUUCUCUGAGUUUCUAACUUCAGAUGCCGAUAUCAUACAUAUGAUAAUCAAUGUUAAAAAUGGCAUAAAUGUUUCUUCUAGUUGAGGAAAGUUUAUUCUGCCAUAUAAAUGUGACCAAGUGAGGGAAUACAACAUGAUCUGUCUUUAUCCCUCAUCUGCCCAGAAACAUAUGUCUAAAUUGAUUAACAUUCAGAGAAAAAAAAAUUUCAUGGUACACUCAUUGUGUGAAAGUGCUAUGUUGGAACACAAGAUGGGGCUUGGAGCAACCUAAUUACUUCCAUUUUCUUCUAGUUUACUGUUGUGAAAUACAAAAUAAAUGAAAAUUAGUAUGUUAAACUAUUUUUGUGAUGUAUUAAUACCACUGUUUUGUAAAUUGUGUUUUUGUAAAUAUUUGUUUCAAUGCAUGUAUACGUUAACUUCAUCUUGUAAACCUUAUGUAAAUAAAUUAUUUCCCAGAAGAGAAA
Molecule: messenger RNA, 7357 nt
Organism: Schistocerca americana (American grasshopper)
Lineage: Eukaryota; Metazoa; Arthropoda; Insecta; Orthoptera; Acrididae
Gene: Cad74A
Product: cadherin-23
Exons: 30
Coding region: 317-5863 (1848 amino acids)
Biological process (GO): homophilic cell-cell adhesion
Cellular component (GO): plasma membrane; cell-cell junction
Molecular function (GO): calcium ion binding
Source: RefSeq, a predicted model, not a curated record